CUCGUCUGUUGUCCUCCGUCCCCAUCUCGCAUCGCCGGCAAGCAUGAGAGGCGUCGACGCCGCCAAGCGGCUGGUGGCCGAGCUGGAGAAGCGAACUCUCAUCGUCAACAGACUGAUCACUGCCAGCGGCGGACAGCUGACGGUCACUGAGCCGCUGGAUGGCGAGAUCGAGGUCAACGUGGGCGGGACGGUGCUGUGUGUGCCUCGCAAGCCGCUGCUGCUGCCCGGCGUGAGCGACUCGUUCAUCGCCUAUCUGCUGCUGCACCAUCUGGAUGGGCUGCCCAAGGACACAGAGGGCCGGCCAUUCCUGGAUGCUGACCCGAUCUAUAUCGACUGGUGAGCCAGUCGACACACACAGAGGGGAGGGAGAGCGGGAGGGAGGGAGGGAGGGCAGACGAACUCAGAUACACAAUGCAUGCUGUCCUUCUGUUGUGUGUUUCUUGUGUCAGGCUGUUCAAUGAGAUUGCCAACGUCGGUGCUGCGGAUGCGCAGGCCGAGACUCACGAGAUCAAGCUGACAGGUGACCACAGCACCGACGUGUCAUUCCUUUUCUGGCAUGAGCUCCUCUUCAACAACAAGACACAGCUGAACACCAAUGGCCAAGAUGGCCAACAGACAGCCACUCCCGACCCGCACGACACCAACACCCUUCUAGCCGCUCUCAGCCACAGCUCCGCGAACCUCACGAAAGCCUUCAAACAGGUGAUGGACGAGCACCAGCAGCUGCUCAAGUUCCACCGAGUGAUGGGGCCGUUCCUCAAGUCGGCUGAUGGCCAAGGCGAUGAAAUCAAGAGCGUGCGUGUGAUGGGCAGGACGGUGUCGACCACCGAGGCCACACUGGCAUUCAUCGGCACCGACAAGCGACUCUACACCACUUUUGACAAGUGACAGAACGACGAGAUGGGAUACACGUAGAGGGGCAUUCAUCUCAUUGGCCGCUUCUUGUGUGUUGCAGCAUCGAGGCGAUCUCGUGCAUCUCGCCCGCCCACUUCAUGAAGGUCGUCGACUUCGCUCGCCGACAACGUGUCGCAUCCGUCGGCGGCAUCGUCAAGCCGCCCACCGCCCCGAAUCAGCGACAGCUCACCACCGACUGCGGCAUGUACGGCCUCACCAUGGCCGACUUCCACAAGCCCUUGCUGUGGGCCGACGAGCUGCAGUGGAUCAUCGACAACAUAGGCAAGGGCAACGUCACAACCACACUGCUCUUCAAGUGAGUGGCAAAAGGAGGCGUGUGGGUGCGGGAGGGGCUGCAUCGUGUGUGUAUGUCGAUUAGGUCGAGUCGCGACACGUUUGCGUAUGCCUCCUUCCUCAACAAGGUGGCGUACAAGAGCGGCCUGCUGUUCGCCAUCCGAGACGGCGACACACACCGAUUCGGGGCUUUUAUUGACGGCGAGCUGACACCGCCAGACGAUCCCAGACAGACGAGCGGCAGGUACAAGGUGCCCCUCUUCCUCUACUCGCUCUCGGGCGCGUUUGAUGCGCUCACCAAGAUCGAGAUACCGGGGGAGGGUCAGGUGGUGGACGUGGCCGUCACACAGGGGGUUGUACCGAACUUGGAGGGGUGGCCGGCUGGGAGAGUGCGCAUCGGUCGCUAUUCUGGAGUACUCUGGCUGGGCACUUCCCAGCCUGGUCCUGUGCCCGACCUCAGCAGCUGCCAGCAGUGGAUCAAGGAGGGGGAGCUUCCGGACGGAUACAAUGGGGAGAUCAAUACGCGCGGCAACGGAACACUGGCGCAGUCGCACAACUUCACGUGCGAUGAGAUGGAGGUGUAUCACGUGGAGGUAGCCCAGUGAGAUGGAAGGGCAACGGGCACAGCUGCACGUGUGCGGAUGCGUGUUGUCUGUGUCUUUUGCAGGUCAACGGCGCAUGAUCCGACUGUCCAUUGCACUCUGUGUCAAGCAAAUGGGAGGCCGGCUGUUUGUUUCAACCAAGGCAUGUUUUCCGACUUUCUUUAUUCUGUCCGUGUGCGUGCAAUUUGUGUGCGUGUAUGUGUUUGUGGUUUCUCUUUUCGAUGCAUGUUGAGUCCUGGCUUCAUAUAUGCAACGCGGCUUGUAGCCCAUCUGUCGCCACGACAGACAAGGAGGAGAGAGAGCUCUGAUGCACACCACACAGCAAGCGCCGGAUGGCCGUGGAUGUGGUGAUGUGCGUGUGGCUGACAUGCAUGUCUGACACGUGUGCGUGUGUCGCGUUGCGUGCCUUUGCACGUGUGUCGGCCUGAUUGCUGUUUCACGUUUCAUGUGCACCGGACGCAUCGACACAGAAAUGAUGGGAUGCUGUCACUUUUUCUCCAGCCUUUGCUGCCUUGUAUGAUGCGGCGGGGAUCGAUCCCUCCUCCCCUUGAGCCUGUUUGACUCUGCCUGCCUGCUCAUGGGACUGUACAUAUUUGUAUGAGUGCUACGGUUGAUGCAAUUGAGUUGUCAUGCUACGCGGGUUUUCUCGCUGACACUGUUGUGAAGUGCAUGCAGAGCGGUGCAA
Molecule: messenger RNA, 2475 nt
Organism: Vitrella brassicaformis
Lineage: Eukaryota; Vitrellaceae
Source: the annotation of a GenBank genome assembly